Molecule: messenger RNA, 1203 nt
Organism: Parnassius mnemosyne (clouded apollo)
Lineage: Eukaryota; Metazoa; Arthropoda; Insecta; Lepidoptera; Papilionidae
Source: the annotation of a GenBank genome assembly
AUGUCAGUGUAUUUAACCAGAAUUGUUUUCAAUACGUUUCGAGGCGUUUCAACAAAGAGUUUUUCAUCCGUCUACUUAUUAGAAUUUGCGCCGGUGAAAAAUUUGUUUCCAGCCAAUAAAAAUGAUAUACUUCACUUUGCGCGACCGUCGGCAACUAGACAUUAUACUAGUAAUUCAUUACAACCAUCUUUAGCCCGAGAUAAUGCGAGUCUACCCAUAAAAAAGAAGACAGUACAUAAAAAGGCGGUGUUAGAAGACUUAACAAGAAAAGAGGGACAUUACUUAACAUUUGCAUAUGCUACAGCAAAUUCAUAUGAUUUGAAAGCUUUGAAAGAAGCUUUAGUUCAACAGAAGCUCUACGAACCGGGAAAAUUAAAGGCUCAUGAAGUGGGAGAUGUUGUGAUUGCAAACCCAGUGUACACCAUUGGAACAGAGCCAAGAGAAAUAAUUUUCUUUAAAGAAGGUGCUGUUGUGUUUUGGAAUUGCACUGAGUUGGAAGCCAGCAAUGUUCUUGACUUUGUUAAGAGGUUUGAAGUUGAGAGUUAUCCAAAGGAUGUCAUUGAAAGGGAAAGGGAAGUGAUGACCUAUGUUUAUCAAGCAAAUGCAAAGAAGUGCCACUUACAAGAAUCAUGCUUUGUUUUGGUGCCAGAGAGAGAUAACUCAUUGGAAAAGUACAGUUUCAGUCACGCUAUGGCUCAGUCAGCCCGGCUAGGAGCUUGGGAGGCCCGUUUGGAAGCUCUAGCUGCGUCAGUGAGAGAGCACACGGCGCUUAUGGAAAGGGAGGGUGCUGACUAUGUCGAAAAGAAGGAAGUAGUAAGAAAACUGGGUGAGCUGUUCUCUCUGCGUCAUCGCCUCAAUGUUGAGUCCGAUUUGCUGGACACUCCAGAUUUCUACUGGGAGGAAGAAGAACUUGAACGUUUGUACUCCAACACCGUAGCGUACUUUACUAUACCGAGGCGAACGAGGGUUCUAAAUGAACGUCUAUCCCACUGCGUGGAGUUGUUACAGCUUCUGUCGUCUUGGGCAGCGGACAGGCACCAUGUGAGGCUGGAGUGGAUGAUCAUUGCGCUCAUCUUGGUGGAAGUCUGCUUCGAGCUGCUACAUUUCUUCGAGAGGGGUUCGAGACGCUACAUUCGACGUCGGAUAUCAACGCACGACUUGGAAGAUCCUCUGCUCCACGAUUUGUCCAUCAUUGAUACAUGA